AUAAAAGCGUGUUUAUGGUUGUGCAAGGAUGGGAAGUCCUUCAGUUUCAUUUCAUUAAACCAUUUCAGAUGAAAAACCUCAUUCACACGCGAACAGCCUGCAACAAACUGUAACAACAGCUGUCACUUACUGAUCAUACAGUCAAUGUCACCUUAGUUUGUGACCUUUUUGUCUGUGUGCUUCAUCACCAUGCUCACCAUGCUCACAAUGGUAAUGCUAACAUGCUGAUGCCUAGCAGAUGUUCACCUUGUUCCUCAUCUUGUUUUAGAGUGUCAGCAUGCAACAUUUGCAAGUUAGCACUAAACACAAAGUACAGCUGAGGCUGAUGGGAAUGUCGUUUGCAAAUGUUGGACAAACUGAUGAUGGUGCUAGAUGACGAGUCAGGGGAUCAGAGGUGUUACUCUUCAUCAUCAUCUGGUCAUUGCAAAUAACAGUGCCCAAUCUCACGGGUUUCCGUCCAGGAGUUGUCCAGAUAUUUAAGUCAACACCAACCUAUAAACUUUACACCCAUACUUGUUUGAUGGGAAAUUCUAGAUGAAGAAAGAAAAUUGUGAUUACUUCCCCGUCCUCAGAGCAGCAGUGUCCAAUCUUUUUUUAAAGAGGGCCAGAUUUGACAAUGUGAAGAUGCCUGGGAGCCAAUACUAACAUUUAAAAAUGAAAAAAUUACCAAUCCCAUGAAAUCCGACGUGAUUGGCUCCUGGGCCGUACUUUGGACAUCCCUGCCUAAGAGAAACAAGGUGACCUUGCACCAUAAUAAUGUUCAGUAAAACCUCUUUCUACGACUCUGUUUCUUUCACUUUGCAGACUGCUGCACACUCUCUAUGACUGCUGACCGUCUUUGCAAAGAACAAACUAUUCAAAGACGGUCUCACACCAGUUAAUAAGAAUUUCCAGCACACCGGCAAGAAAGCAAAGUUACUUAGUCAAUAAAGGAAGAGUAAGAUGUGUUACUGUUUCAGUAUCAGUAGCACCUGAGCCACUCCAGCUGGGGCAUGGCCAACCAGGGGGAAAAUUAUGGAGGAACAAAGUUGAAUUAUGUAGGUAAAAUAAACAAAAUAAAGACUUUUCUGAUGCUAAUGUGGGAACUUCUUUCAGCCUCUGAAGGAAAACGUUUGAGAAGCACUGAAUUAAAGCAUAAAAUGAUGUGCAGAAAGAGGAUAUGGUUGGCUUUACUUCAUAAAAAGAUUCUCAUUGUAUGCUAUGCCACACAAACCUGACGUAAAUCACAUAAUUACAUCUAUUAGUAUCUUCAACGCAAUACAGUGAGCUCAUUUUGUCCAAUAACACAAACAUAUAUGUCUUCUCCCGGGCCCAUCGUGGCACCACGUCUCAGAGAUCAGCGCACACUCUAUGUGGGGAGAUUCCUAAUGGCACCAUGAUGGGAGUCAUGCGGAUCUAAUCUUUGCAAGAGGAGGCUGGGAAAAGAAAAAAAAACCUCUCAUCUGUCCUUUAAGAAUAUCUCUGUUGGUUGGUGGAAGGAGCUGUGUUUGUCGAUGACAACCCUUAGCCCCGAGAGGAGGUUACGCAUCAGAUCACCCCACGACGGGAUAGAAAUCUGACCCGAGCAAAGCCUUUAACAUCACAGCCAUGGAGCCAUUUGUUGCAGUUUAACCUCCGACUUUGACAAUGUAAGGCGGAUUAAGUCAUGCCAUCUUUUCUAUGGGGCAAUGAAGCAGUCCAGGGUCUCACUAUCACGAGCUCCCCAAAAACAUCUGCGCCCUUUGUAAUGAUGAGCGUGACAGCGUGGUUUAUUAUGCUCCUGCUCUGCCCAGCACAACUGAGGGCUCAGCUCGGAACCACCCCGAACAUUAAACACAUCGUGGUUGGAAGGUGUUAUAAUUACAUCACGCUGGUUAACCCCAACUUGAGGUAUGACUGUGAGAACAUCUGGAGACAGUUUGAGGAAGCGGUUGUCUGUCAGUCCUCUUGUAAUGUGACUGUGGAGGAUUAUCAUCAGAUGUUUUAUGCCAUGCCACAAACCUGGCCCUGUAAUACGUUCCUUUUCUGGAGCAAAACCAGGACACUGAUGCACAGCUACGCAGCUGCUGUACGUCACUUCUGGACACUGGAGGACACACUUGUCGGCUACAUGUUCAACGACCUCAUCUGGUGUGGACAAGAGGGAGACUCUGGUUUUGAUUUCAGUUCUUGUCCGGAGUGGUCGGCAUGUAGAAAUCAUCCAGUGUAUUCCUUGUGGAGGCAAGCUUCACAAAACUUUGCAGAAAUGGCAUGCGGCAACGUCACUGUGUUACUGAACGGCUCGAUCGCCAACGCCUUCAAUAGGAAAAGCAUGUUUGGAAGUGUUGAACUGGACGGCCUAAACCCACACAGGGUGGAUUAUGUCAACAUAAAAGUGGUGACUAAUCUGGAAGGACCUUUUAUAGAAUCAUGUAAUCAAGGAUCCAUUGUUGACCUGAUCCAAAUCCUCCAGUCCAGAGGUUUCCGCUGGACUUGCACAGACAACGACCAGACCCUGAUGAUCCUUCAGUGUAUCCAGAACCCCGAACAGUCCGCCUGCCAAACAUGUGCAAGCAGCCUGUUACACAGAAGGAGCCUCACAUAUAACUGAGUCGCCCACAGAUUCAGCAUGUUUGACAUUGUUAUUUGUAAUCUUGUGCUUGUUCACGGUGCAUUAAAUUAAACUGGCUGCUCAACAGA
Messenger RNA from Larimichthys crocea (large yellow croaker), 2658 nucleotides. RefSeq names its product ADP-ribosyl cyclase/cyclic ADP-ribose hydrolase 1. The transcript has 10 exons. The record is from RefSeq and is a predicted model, not a curated record. Gene Ontology annotation, molecular function: NAD+ nucleosidase activity, cyclic ADP-ribose generating; phosphorus-oxygen lyase activity. Gene Ontology annotation, cellular component: plasma membrane. NCBI's taxonomy places the organism in Eukaryota, Metazoa, Chordata, Actinopteri, Sciaenidae. Gene Ontology annotation, biological process: positive regulation of B cell proliferation. Bases 1646 to 2569 code for a protein of 307 amino acids.